AUGAACCGAACCUUCAUUGCUCCCAACGUCUUUAGACGGUCAUACGCAAGAGCUUAUAGCACAGCUCUAUCAUACAAUACAUCUUCUCCACGAGCUCCUUUGAUUCCAGGAAAUGGAAAAUCACAUUGGAAAACUACGGAAGCUGUUCCUCUUUCGAGGGAAAGCUUUCUUGCACUCCUAUAUGGAGAGACCCCCUUGAUAAAAUCACCGGGCUUUCUGAGCCCUGACGAGUGCUGGAAGUACGAGAAGCUCUUAAGUCCGUUGCUAGAGCCGUACAAAUACAACACAGGCCCACUUCUCAGGAAGAUCGGCGUUGCGCAAUUCGAGUAUCAGGCUCAGAGGAAUGAUGACUUCAAUUCCAGGACUAAUGAGCAAGAUCAAUAUUUUCAAGACGCCUCACAAUGGUUGGACUUCCAUAGUCGACUACGGACUGAACAUGGUUUGGAUGCUUGGUUUAGGGUCUUUGACAAGAUCACUACCAUGUUUCCGGACUGGGAUGUUCAGGUCGCUUCAGAGAGGCAUGGCAAGACAUACUUCUCAGGCAUAUUCAGAGCUUUGAAUGACGCAACUCAUCUUCACGUUGACUUCUCGCCAUACGACAGUUCGACCGAAGACUGGAUCAUCAACUCAGUCGAAUGUCAGGCCGUCUUCAAUCUAUAUCUUGCGCCUGUGAAAGGUGGCAUAACGACUGUGCAUGACGUGCAAUGGACGAAGGAAGCAUUGAAGUAUCGUGACCCUGAGAGUUACGGCUAUGACAGGUCAAUCGCAGUAGGGGCGCGUAAAGCAUAUUGUGAGCCCACAGUUGGUGCCUUAUGCAUGUUCAACUCUAGGAAUAUGCAUGAGGUCGACGCUGUGAAGGUGGAAAAUAUGCCUUCGCUCGGUCUAAACUACCGGCCAAGAUUGACGCUGAGCAGCUUCAUGGGCCUUAUCCCAAGUUCGAGGACCAAAGGCCGGCCUCGACUCAUCUUCUGGUCUUAA
Molecule: messenger RNA, 978 nt
Organism: Neoarthrinium moseri
Lineage: Eukaryota; Fungi; Ascomycota; Sordariomycetes; Amphisphaeriales; Apiosporaceae
Exons: 4
Coding region: 1-978 (325 amino acids)
Source: RefSeq, a predicted model, not a curated record